Molecule: messenger RNA, 3062 nt
Organism: Phragmites australis (common reed)
Lineage: Eukaryota; Viridiplantae; Streptophyta; Magnoliopsida; Poales; Poaceae
Product: DEAD-box ATP-dependent RNA helicase 13
Exons: 15
Coding region: 95-2578 (827 amino acids)
Cellular component (GO): nucleolus
Molecular function (GO): nucleic acid binding; RNA helicase activity; ATP binding
Source: RefSeq, a predicted model, not a curated record
GUCCAAAACGGACCAAGACCGAAACCCUCAAGCCUCUUCUGCCCUUCCCUGCUGCCGCCACUCCCGGCUCCUCCUCCCGUCCCCUCCGCCUCCGAUGGCCGAGACGCCGCCGCAGCUGUCGUCGGACCCUACCACUCCGCCGCAGGAAGCCAACGGAAGGUCCAGUAGGAAGAACAAGAAGAAUACCGCCAAGAAGCAACCGAAGCGAGCCGCCGCCGCCGCGUCCUCGGGUGCCGGCACCAUGGUUGAGGACCCGUUCCUCGUCCUCGCCGGCGGCAAGGAAGGAGGGUUCCUGGAGCUUGAGGAGAUCGACGAGGUGGACUUCGGUAUCUUCGGGGGCGUCGUGGAGGACGUGGGAGCAGGCGAGGGGAAGGAUCGGGGCAAGAAGAAGGAGAAGAAGAAGAAGAAGCGGAAGCGGGGGGAUGAUGACGAGGGCUUGGGAGGCGAUGGUGAUUUGGUAGUUGAGAGUGAGCAGGUGGAGGGGAAGAAAGGGGAGAAGAGGGCGAAGAAGAGGAGGAGGAACAGGAAGAAGAGGAAGGUGAAGGAUAAGGAGAAGAACGCGGAGAGCAACGAGGACGUCACUGACGACAAUGCAGAAGAGAUGCAAGAUGACAAUGAGAGUAUUGAACAAGAUAAGGAUGAUGAUCUGAUUCUGGACAAGGAUGAAGUUUAUGCAUGGCAUGAGCUUAGGCUGCACCCUCUGCUUGUAAAGGCAAUGCGCAGGCUUGGAUUCAAAGAGCCAACACCUAUACAGAAGUCUUGUUUUCCUGCAGCAGCGCAUCAAGGCAAGGAUGUUUUUGGUGCAGCAGAGACAGGUUCUGGUAAGACACUUGCUUUUGGCCUCCCUAUUUUGCAACGUCUCCUUGAAGAGCGAGAAAAGGCCGCGAGAUUACAUCAGGAAGAUAAAAAAAUGGUGGACGAAAGUUCUAGAGGAAGCCCUCUACGUGCUCUUAUUCUGACACCCACCAGGGAGCUUGCCAAACAGGUAUGUGAUCAUCUAAAAGAAGCAGCCAAGUUCAUGGGAAUCCAGGUUGUUCCUAUUGUUGGUGGUCUAUCCAUGGAAAAGCAAGAACGACUUUUGAAAAAGAAGCCUGAAAUUGUUGUUGGAACUCCAGGAAGAUUGUGGGAGCUCAUGUCGAUGAACAAUCAACACCUUGUUGAGCUACAUUCAUUGUCAUUCUUCGUGUUGGAUGAGGCUGAUAGAAUGAUUGAACGAGGUCAUUUCCAUGAAUUACAAUCUAUCAUUGAGAUGCUUCCACUGACUAAUGGUUCUGAUGAACAAGCUGUAAGAACCACGUCAAACUGUGAGACUGUGCCAAUUUUGCAAAUAAAGAAGAGGCAAACCUUUGUGUUCUCAGCCACACUUGCACUUUCAUCUAAUUUUCGGAAGAAGUUAAAGCGUGGCCUAUCUGGUUCAAAGGCAUCGAUGCCUGACGAUGUGAGCUCUAUCGAAGCACUGUCGAAGCAGGCUGGAAUGAAACCCAAUGCAGAAAUAGUUGAUCUGACAAAGGCUUCAAUCUUGCCUGAGAAACUUGAAGAAUCUUUUAUCGAGUGUAGUGAUGAUGAUAAGGACGCCUGCCUGUAUUAUAUAUUGAGUGUUCAUGGGCAAGGCCGCACAAUAAUAUUUUGUACAUCAAUCGCUGCAUUACGUCACAUUUCCUCUAUAUUGCGCAUUCUUGGAAUUAAUGUCUUAACAAACCAUGCUCAAAUGCAACAAAGGGCUCGCAUGAAGGCUGUGGAUCGUUUUCGUGGAAGUGAAAAUUCCAUUUUGGUCGCAACUGAUGGUUUUGCAAGGGGCAUGGAUUUUGAUGAUGUGCGAACUGUUAUCCAUUAUCAGUUGCCACACUCAACUGAUGUUUAUAUCCACAGAAGUGGAAGGACAGCACGUAAAUCUUUGUCUGGCUGCAGCAUUGCAUUAAUCUCUCCUGCUGACAAAGCCAAGUUUUACUCUCUUUGCAAGUCAUUGUCAAAGGAGAACCUCCAGCAAUUUCCUGUAGAUCAUGCUUACAUGCCUGCAGUAAUGAAUAGGCUCUCCCUUGCUCGGCAGAUUGACAAGAUUGCACGUAAAAGUUCACAGGAAAAUGCUAACAAAUCCUGGCUUCAGAGGAAUGCUGAAUCGAUGGGAUUGGUACUGGAGGCUAGUGACAGUGAAGAAGAAUGUGUACAGGGCCACAAGCAACGGAAGGCAACUUCUGCACAUCUCCAAAAGCUUCAACAGGAUUUGAAUGAUCUCUUGCAACGCCCCUUGCAGCCUAAGACUUUCUCGCGACGCUAUUUGGCUGGGGCUGGUGUUUCACCAUUACUUCAAAAGCAACUAGAAGAGUUGUCCAAGAGGAAUGUAAACAGCAAUAGCAGUAAGAAUGAGAAUAAAGGCUCUCGAUUCAUUGCCAUUGGUCAGGAUUGUGUGGAACCCUUGCAAGCGCUUCAGAGUUCUGGGCAAGAGGUUUGUGUAAACAUAGACAAACAAAGAGAAAAGCGAAGACUUGCUGAGAAUUGGAGGCGGAAGAAGCAUGAUGAAAAGAAACGUACACGAGAGCAGAAGAGAAAGGUGAAGAGAAAAGCUAAAGGGAGGGACUAAAUAACAGAUGAAAGAGGAUAUGUAUGAGCCGCCAAGGGGGUGUAGAUUUACUAAGCAACUUACUAUGUCUGACCGCUCGAUUCCUAGAAUUCGUUUGAACUGUGCACGAAUUCCUUUCAGUAAUGGUGUUUUUGCCAUGAUAGAUCAUUGAAGGCACCAGAUUGACACUAGGAUUUAGAUGUGAUGGAUAUCAUGUUUUGCGGCUGAAGAUAAGUUACAAUGCAUGAGCACUGGCUCUGAAUCUGGAAAAUUAAACAUAUUGCGCAGGUGCACUGUAACAUGGUCUCUGUAACGUUUUUUUUUUGUUAAAGUUUUGCCCAGGCAGUGUUCUGAUGCACUUGUGAUGGAUGUAUUUCGCAAUGUAAGUUUAUCGAGGGAAACAACAGUACUGUUAUCGAAGUACUUUUAUGCUCUGCCUCUGCUUUAUGUGUAAAGAAAACAAGUAUAUUAUUCCAAUAUACUAGUAGGUAUUUCUUUUUGACAA